This is a messenger RNA of Symphalangus syndactylus (siamang), 2379 nucleotides long. RefSeq names its product zinc finger protein 580 (gene ZNF580). The record is from RefSeq and is a predicted model, not a curated record. NCBI's taxonomy places the organism in Eukaryota, Metazoa, Chordata, Mammalia, Primates, Hylobatidae. Gene Ontology annotation, molecular function: DNA-binding transcription factor activity, RNA polymerase II-specific; RNA polymerase II cis-regulatory region sequence-specific DNA binding. Gene Ontology annotation, biological process: regulation of transcription by RNA polymerase II.
CCUGCGGCCACUUCCGGACGUGAAAGUUUGCUGCGUAGGGAUAGGGAGACCCGGCCGGACUGCGGGGAGUGAGCAGGUUCAGCAGUGACGGCAUUCUUAAGAGUCCUGCCCAAUGCAUCUGAUUGCCAGCCUCGCUGGACCGUUGAGAGGAUUCAUCGAGACCCUGGAUAUGAAUAUGCAGUGUGAACUGAAGUUUGGGGACAUGAGUAAUGAGUCACCGUGGCCCAAGAUUUGAGGUGUAAAUGGAGAAGUCAGAAUGAUUCGCCGCAGCUGUCUGGAACAGCUGCACCUGCAGAUGCUGCUGCUGCCGCCCUCCUGCGAGGCCGUGGUGCCACGUGGCUGGAGGAGGAGCUGCAGCUGCCCCCAGUGCUGCCGCGUGUGCCCCUCUCCAAUGCGGCUGCAGCGCCAUCGCGCGUUGCUUUCGACGCCCAAGUCCUUCGCAUGCGCAGCCAGCGCCCGGGCCUCAAGUGCCCCAGGACCUGGCGCAGCCGGCGAGCCCGCAUCAGGCUUCCAGUGGGCCCCGUGGGCAGUGCCAGCCUUUCCCACCUCCGCAUCUGGCAAGGCCUGGCCUUCGCUGCGCCUCGGUGUCGCCACGUGCCUUCUGGAAGUAUCACACCUUCCCACCUGCGCAUGUAGCCGUCUGGCCCUCUGUGGGCCUCGGUUCCCGCAUGUGCCCCGUGGGAAGAACACACCUUCCCCAACUAUCUGGCAGCGUCUGGCCUUCUCCCGGCCUCGGUCUCCCCAUUUGCUGGGUGGAGAAUCACGGCCCGGCCACAUGGGAGCCAAUGGCUGGCCUCUGGACCUCGGUCUCCACAUUUGCUCAGCCGGAAGGAACGUCCCUUCUCCCGCCCUCUACCUCGGUGGGUGGCCACGGCGGAGCAGGCAGCGAUGGCCCAGUGGAAAGAGGACAAACCCUUCUGGGCCAUAGGGCAAAGACGUAACGUUGCUUAGUCUCGGUUUAUUGGCCGAUCUCUUGUCAAGCGGCGGAAUUGUUCCGGUCGGGAGGUGGGAGGGGAGCGGGGCCGCCGGGGGCGGGCGUCUUCAGUGUACCCCGCGCCUCCGGUCCCUUCCCCGCAGGGCGCUCCGCAGAGGCGAGGGGUGGGAGCGGCGGCUCCAGACGGCGGAACCUCCGCACGGGGCUCGCGCGCUUCCGGCCGGCGCCUUUUCCCAGGGACGCCGCCAACCCCUCGCGCCCCCGCGCCCGCGCCCCCAGUCCCCGCGUCCCCGGCGCCGCCGGCCCGGAGCUGCCCGAAAGUCUCGGUUCCGCCGCCGGCGCUCGCCAGGGGAAGCCCGGGGCCGCCCGGAACCUCGGCCUGUUCCUCCGGACCCGAGAGGCCGCAGCACGGGGAAACUUUUUCUAAAACGAAGUGGCAAUUUUAACUCAUCUCCCCUCCGCCGCUCCCAGCUGCCGCUCCAGAUGCUGCUGCUGCCGCCGCGGCCACCCCACCCUCGGUCCUCCUCUCCGGAGGCCAUGGACCCACCGCCCCCCAAGGCUCCCCCUUUCCCCAAGGCGGAAGGCCCCUCCUCCACUCCUUCCUCGGCGGCGGGGCCCCGACCCCCGCGGCUGGGCCGCCACCUCCUCAUCGACGCCAAUGGGGUCCCCUACACAUACACGGUGCAGCUGGAGGAGGAGCCCCGGGGCCCGCCCCAGCGCGAGGCGCCCCCGGGAGAGCCCGGCCCUCGCAAGGGCUACAGCUGCCCGGAGUGCGCCCGUGUCUUUGCCAGCCCUCUGCGCCUGCAGAGCCACCGCGUGUCGCACUCGGACCUCAAGCCCUUCACGUGCGGCGCCUGCGGCAAGGCCUUCAAGCGCUCCAGCCACCUGUCGCGGCAUCGCGCCACGCACCGCGCCCGCGCCGGGCCGCCGCACACCUGCCCGCUCUGCCCACGCCGCUUCCAGGACGCCGCGGAGCUGGCGCAGCACGUGCGCCUCCACUAAGCUCGAGACCCGGCCUGUGCUGCCCUGCCCGUCUCAGGGCCACCAAGUCUGACCCACACAGCGUCACUCACUCCCACACACACUCCCUGGCUCUGCUGAGGUUACUGCCUUACCCUGGGCCUCAGUUUCCCCACCUUCCAAAGGGAGGAGCAUCAUUCCUUCCUUACCCCCUUUCUAGCUGUGUGAUGUAGACCAAAGUCGUUGCCCCUCCCUGGGCCUGGGAACCAGUCGGAACUGGGUUCCAGUCCAGCUGUGCUGUGUGAGCCUUUGCAAGUGACAUGACGUCUCUAAACCUUGGUUUUCUGCUCUCUGGAGAGGUGAACCGGUGGUUUUCUGCGGGGAAGAGAUGAUAAAGAGCACGGGCACGGUCUGGUUCAUUUCUGUAUCUACCCCCCUUCCGCCCACGCCCCCGACCCUUUGCUCAAUAAACAUUCCGCACUCCA